AUGUCAUCGUCUUUAUCUGAACAGGAAAAGAUGGCUGUUCAGGUAUUAGUGAAAAAAGUAGAAAGAUUAGCAGCUGAAGCUGGUAUUAAGGAAAAAGAUCAUAUUAAACGCAUAAAUGAAGAACCGAUACAAUCAUUGGAAAGUUGUGAAAAUCUUAUUAAAGGACAGCAAAAAAUUGUUUUAUACAUUUCUCGUGGCUCAAAAAUUAAUAAAAAUAAAGUGGAAUUUGCAAAAAAAAAUUGGAGGAACGACUUCUACCACAUUGAAAAUAGUGAAAAAAUAAUCAAAAGAUGUGCUGGAUACGAUUAUAUUAUUGUUAACGUUCGCUAUGAUUCCAGUGCAGGUCGUCCAUUUGGAUUAAAUAUAGCAAAUGUCACCGCGCAUAAAAUUAUUAUCCUAGAAGUGGCCGAAAAUACUGUAGCGAGAGAUUAUUUGAAAAUUUACGAUCAUAUUAUAGCUCUCAAUGGCAAUUCGAUAUCUGAUGUCACUGUAGCAAAGAAAAUGAUACGUGAAUGCGGCGCAAAUUUUCAGGCAGUAAUUAAACGUCCAGUUAACUUAGUCAGUAAUGGAGAAAUCAAGCGUGAAGAAUGGAAAAAAGAAUGGCUUGCCCAACAAAUCCUGAACAAAUGCCACCAGAUGUUCAGGAAAUUGUUGGGAAACAUUUCAAACAACACGAACUCAAGCAAACCACUAGUCUCGUUUCGGUUCUUCGUAAACCAACUGGCCAACAACGUAAAAUUCAUUUCUCAGAACACCACAAUAGGACGCAGAUCCAAAGUGAUACACCCGCAACAAAACGUUUACGCCAAUGUCGGUGAAAGAAAAAAAAAAAAAAAUGAAAUGAAAGUACAAAAUAUGAUAAAUUUUCUUAUACAUCAGUACUAA
Molecule: messenger RNA, 885 nt
Organism: Brugia malayi
Lineage: Eukaryota; Metazoa; Nematoda; Chromadorea; Rhabditida; Onchocercidae
Exons: 6
Coding region: 1-885 (294 amino acids)
Molecular function (GO): protein binding
Source: RefSeq, a predicted model, not a curated record